CUUUGCUGUCAUCUGAAAUAAGUGUUUGGGUUUGAGUUCAUACAAAGAGCAACCAUGUCAAAGAUUUUGGAAUUAGUGGGCAUUUUCCUUGGAUUCAUUGGAUUCAUCGGUGCACUAGUAACAUGCGUCUUGCCUCAGUGGAAGAUGACGGCUUUCAUAGAAGAGAAAACUAUCUCUCCUCAGGCCAACUGGGAUGGCUUAUGGAUGAGCUGUAUGGUGGAGAGCACAGGCACGAUGGAGUGCGACGUCUAUAAUUCUAUCCUGAAAAUACCUUCUGAUCUGCAGGCCUCCAGAGCAAUGACAGUCAUGGGCAUUAUAGCGGCACUGCUAGGCAUUCUGAUCUCUAUUGUUGAAGCCAAAUGUAUUGAAGAGGAAGCAGCCAAAGCCAAAGUGAUGAUCGUUUCUGGGAUCUUGUUCAUCCUCGCCGGCCUUCUGGUCUUGAUCCCCGUCUCCUGGAGUGCCAACACCGUUAUGCAGGAUUUUUACAACCCAAUGCUGAAGGAUUCUGAGAAGAAAGAGAUUGGAACUUCUCUCUACAUUGGCUGGGCAUCAGCUGGACUUCUUCUGCUUGGAGGGACUUUGCUGUGCAACAGGUGUCCACCAAAAGAGGAGAAAUACAAACCACGGAGAACGGCCUACUCAGCACCAAACAAAGUCAGCACAAGUGGAGGACAUGACAAGAAGGACUAUGUUUAAUUUGUAUCAAUGGGUGUUUCUUACAGUUUGAAAACUCUCUUUUAAAGACUCUAAGAUGAAGAUAUUUGCUAAAUCGUUUUAACAUUUUGCUUUGUUGCAGGUGAAAAAUGUAUCCUCAAUUUGACAGUGUUUUUGUUUGCCUAUGUUUGUGUGAGAUGAUGUGUUCAUUCUACCUACAUAAUGCUUUUAAAAUGAUCUGCGUCUUGCAUUAACUACCUGGUGUCAUGUGUCAGUGAACUGGCUGUUCAAACAUUGAACUGCCAGUAUUGCGGAAAUGCCAGGUCUCUCUUUGCAUAGAUUUGGUUUCAGGAUUGUCAUGUGUUUUGCAUUUAAUAUAUGAGAAUUCUGUUCAGACUAAAGCUGCAUGUGGAGUCACGUAGAGCAGACUUUACAAAACAAAAUUUAAUUUACAGAUGUGCAUGUUUAUAUAUUUGGUCCAACUUUUUUAAGCUUGUCUUAAUCUUUCACUGCUAAUCAUGUUGUUUUCUUGACAGACAUGAAAGUAUGCAUUAUUUUCAGGCUUUUUAUAUGUCAAUUAACAUGUCAAUGUUUUAAAGUUUUGCUUCUGUUUAAUCCAAAAUUGCUUUGUUAUUAUUGUAAUAUGAAACACAAAAUAUCAUCAAACAAUGUGAUUAAAUAUACAUUUCUGCCCUCA
This is a messenger RNA of Oryzias melastigma (Indian medaka), 1351 nucleotides long. RefSeq names its product claudin-3. The transcript has a single exon. NCBI's taxonomy places the organism in Eukaryota, Metazoa, Chordata, Actinopteri, Beloniformes, Adrianichthyidae. Gene Ontology annotation, molecular function: structural molecule activity. The record is from RefSeq and is a predicted model, not a curated record. Gene Ontology annotation, cellular component: plasma membrane; bicellular tight junction. Gene Ontology annotation, biological process: bicellular tight junction assembly; cell adhesion. Bases 55 to 696 code for a protein of 213 amino acids.